This is a messenger RNA of Vittaforma corneae ATCC 50505, 420 nucleotides long. RefSeq lists its product as uncharacterized. Lineage: Eukaryota; Fungi; Microsporidia; Nosematidae. The transcript has a single exon. Gene Ontology annotation, molecular function: structural constituent of ribosome. The record is from RefSeq and is a predicted model, not a curated record. Gene Ontology annotation, biological process: translation. Bases 1 to 420 code for a protein of 139 amino acids. Gene Ontology annotation, cellular component: ribosome; cytosolic large ribosomal subunit.
AUGGAAGAGUCUUUCACAAAGCCCAAUCCACUCCUACUUCUGAAGCAGGAGAAAGGCAAAAAGAAAGAGUUCAAGAGAUAUCAUUCCGAUAGAUAUUUGAGGCUUAGAACAUCCUGGCGACAUCCCCGCGGUCUUGAUAAUAGAGUCAGAAAAAAGCAUAGAGGCCUUCCGGAAAUGCCAAGCAAGAGAUUCAGGACUCAGGCCAUACUCAAAGACAUUCUUCCAUGUGGCCUCAGGGAGGUUUUGGUCCAUAAUGUUAAGGAUUUGAAGGCGUUGACAUCAGUCAAUAGAAGGUAUUGCGCGACUAUUGCGUCUACUGUUGGUGCCAGAACUAGAAUUGAGAUUGUGAAUGAAGCCAAAAUUUUGGGUAUUCAUGUUACCAAUGCAAUGGCCAGGCUUAUGGAGUCAGUUCAGGAAUAA